UGUUUAUUUAAUUUAAAUUGUUUACAGUUGAUGAACAAUUCAGAACACGAUUUUUUUAAAUAUAUUAAACUUAUCCCUAUAUAUUUAUUAUAAUUAUUAGGGGUUGCGUAUAGUAUGGUAAAAAUUAUUUAACCACACAGCUAGUCUAAUGUAUUGCUCUGCCCGUCAAAUGAAUCAGCUGAUUUCGGUUUGUUUAUGUUGCAAAUCGCUUUUGUGCAACAUAUGACCGCUUUUUUUUAUUAAAUACUAUUACAUAAUAUUUAAUAUACACUUUUAAAGUUGCAUAACUAAGAUUAACCUCAGAAGAAGCUGUUCCUCUGUGUAUCCUAUAAACAUGUCCAAAUAUAGAGCAGUCAGUCAUGUUAUUUUUGAUAUGGAUGGAAUUCUAUUAGACACAGAACCACUUUACACAAAAGCAAUUCAAAAUGUAGUAGGCCGAUAUGGUAAAACAUUUACCUGGGAGCAUAAGUCCCAAAUGAUGGGUCUCCAAACGGCUGAAUCCUCAAAAUUUAUAGUUAAAGCCCUAGACUUACCGAUUACCUGGGAAGAGUACAACUCUAUUAUCCUGGAAGAGUACAAAAUUACCCUGGCUAAUCCGGAAAUAAUACCUGCUAGUAGGUUCGGGAAAAAUUAUACUAGUGAUAUUGUGGCAAAGGUAACCGGUACCGUGGAACGUGAAUCUGCUCGCAUCGCUGUUACGGAAAUGAAACUUCCCAUGCCCGUGGAAGAGUUUCAAAACGAGUUUCAUAAACUUUCUUAUGAUUUUUUUAGAAAAUAUGGGGUCACAGUUUUUCCAGGGGCAAAAAGGUUAGUGCACCACCUUUCUAAACAUAACAUUCCAAUCUCGGUGGCAACAUCCUCAUCGCAAGACAGUUUUGAACUAAAGUCCGCGAAACAUAAAGAUUUUUUCAAAUUGUUCGAUCACAUAGUGUGUGGCGGAAGCGAUCCGGAAGUAAAACAAGGAAAACCUGCUCCCGAUAUAUUCCUGGUAUCCGCAUCGAGGUUUCCUGAUAAACCGAACCCCGAAAAAUGUUUGGUGUUCGAGGACGCCCCUAACGGGGUACAAGCGGCGGUAAAUGCAGGCAUGCAAGUGGUGAUGUGUCCGGAUGAAAAUGUGCCAUCGGAACUUAGGAAAAAUGCCACUAUGGUGGUGAAUUCUUUGGAUGAUACUCCUGUAGAAGCUUUUGGAUUGCCUGAGUUAAUAAAAUAAUGUUCGUUUUUUUAUUAGAGGUCCUUAAUGUAA
Anthonomus grandis grandis is the source of this 1243-nucleotide messenger RNA. RefSeq names its product probable pseudouridine-5'-phosphatase. The record is from RefSeq and is a predicted model, not a curated record. NCBI's taxonomy places the organism in Eukaryota, Metazoa, Arthropoda, Insecta, Coleoptera, Curculionidae. Gene Ontology annotation, molecular function: phosphatase activity. Bases 335 to 1210 code for a protein of 291 amino acids. The transcript has 5 exons.